Messenger RNA from Coregonus sp. 'balchen', 2741 nucleotides. Lineage: Eukaryota; Metazoa; Chordata; Actinopteri; Salmoniformes; Salmonidae. The record is from the annotation of a GenBank genome assembly.
AUGUGGAAGGAAGGUAGCAGAGCCUCUCUGCCUAUACCUCAGCUCCGCUCACCCUCUCCCCCGGCCUGUUGCCCAUGGCAACCAUAAAUACCCUGCUCUUUGCAUCAUUAAGCUAUCACUCCAGGCGUCUGUGGCGGGGGGUUGCGGAGACGUUGUUCUUUCCUUCAUAAAGUCUGAAAUUAUUAGUAUAGAUUCAUUCAUAUUGGCUGUUCGAUGUACAGUUGCCAUUUAAAUGUUUUGUACUAAAUGGUAACAUUGUGUGAUGGCUGCAUUAUUACAUGAAAAUCAUUCAAUAUGUUCUAUCUUGGGAUUUUAUCCUUUGCUUGUAAUUUUUGUUUCUAAUGGCCUCCCAUUUCUCUCUUCCAUAUUCCCACAUCUCCUGACCUUUUCUCUCCCCUCUCUCACUCUCCUCCCUCACUGUGGUUGUCUCCAUCUCUUUCCUGCCCCUUGUCCUCCUCACCCCACACAUGUAGGAAAGCGACGUGAUGCUCAGGAUGCUAUGAAGUACAUCCAGAAGAUGUAUGAGCAGCAGGCUCACUGCCGGGACAAGAAGGAAGAUAGCAAGACGCUGUACCCCCACUUUACCUGCGCCACCGACACCAACAACAUCCGCAAGGUGUUCAGUGACGUCAAGGACACGGUGCUCCUCAAGUCCCUCAAGGAGUAUGGGGUGAUCUGAGGGCCUGGGGACCCGCCUGCCUAUGGGGCCACACUCAACCAACAACCACUCAGGGCAGAAGAGACUCUCCCUCCAUCCCUCCCUCGCUCACUUUUCUCCUCUCUCUCAAUCUCAUCUCCAGUGGGGAUGCUCUUGGGUCAAACCUUCUUAUUACAGGAAGGAAUCUCUCCCUGGAGAGCAGAACAAAAUGGAGUGACUCCUAUGACUCCUGUAACAGUAACCUGUGUUACACACACACACUCUGGUUGGUAUUUUACAAUGAUGUGUGUAAGGGCUUGGAGAUUUAGUGGCUCUACCAGUGAUUGAAACUGGAAUAGAGAUGUCAUGAAGUGCUGUGUCUCCAUUAUGUUAGUGAUGACUUUAGCAGGUGGAGAGGAGAACUAUAUAGCCCCUCUAUAUCCCUAACACGACCCUGUUCAUAGAAAAUGCCUCUGAUCUGGAGAUCACUACAGAAGAUUUGACUCUAUCUGUGUGUUGAAUUAACACUACUGUACACGCGUUGUAGCCAUUACAUAACACAUAGCCAGUUCACACCUAUGAGAAGUAGCCACCAUUGAAGGCUUGUGCAACAUUUUGUGUUUGGUUGGUCUUUUAAUUGGUUUGCUUGGUUGACACCUGUAUAUUUUGUCGCUGGGUCUCAGAUGUGAGAUGUGAUGCAGGCGAGAAAUGUGGGAGUCGAGGCGUUUACUAUGGCGGUGUCAGAAAUCACAUGAUGUCAUAAUGGGUUCCCCUGACACAGUAUGUUAUGUAAUGCAAUGCUGUACUGUACACUGUUAGGAUUCUUGGUUUGGUUCUUGGUGGAUGCUUUUGUUUAGUCUCUUCCCCUAAUGUGCCUGCCUUACGACCAAUCACUACCUGCUAUACAUUGAGUUCAUAUGGGAACAACAACGCCGGUGAAUCUAUACAUUAACCAACAAAUGAGAGUGCUUAAGAGCAGCAGCCAAGUACGGGGUUAUUAAUAGCUGGCAUGCAUGCUGCUGUUAAAGCUGAAAUGUAUUAAAAGAUCUCAUUAAAUUCCUAGGACCCUAUUAGGGCUGCUAUUAGGUGGCUGAGAGAGGCCAGUUAAAACGAACGCCUGGCAUCGUGGGUGGUUCAAGUCUUGCCACUGUCUUAUAGCUCUAAAAAUCAACAGCAAAAAGUGUGGUUAUGAUGUAGUUAUGAUGUGAAUGGUGAUAGGCUGCAGCCUACGGUAGGGCUUUGAUUUGAGCAGUGGAGUUUUAUUAUCCUCUCUUCGGGCUGGCAUCAAAGGUUACACAGCAAAACAAGGAUUCAAUCAUUGUGUCAAGAUUAUAAACAACAACUCAUUAUUCAUAGUUGGCUUGACCUUUUACCCUGGUCCCCUAUCAAUAUUUAUGUUCAGUCAAUAUUUAGUUUAGCAGGCUCAGGCUGUGCUCAACUUGUUUCAAGUUCAGUAGCAUUUUAUAUUGGAUUUUAUAUUGUUGUAAUUUAAGGGAUAUGGUCUCUAUAAAUACGAGUGUAAUAUCCAUCUCAAUAUGUGUGAGUGGAGCAGGAUGGAGUCUGUCUGAUAAUACAGGUAUUAAUAUUCUGACCUGUGUGCAUCACUAGAGCAGAUGAUGAGUGUGUCAGUGGAAAAGGACUUCAAAGUCAGAUUAAAACCUCUUCCAUUAAAUUGAAGUCAGUAAUUACAAAUUGCAGGCAUGGAUCAUACAAUAUGCAUCUAUUUUAUCAAGGUUUGAGAAUAUUGCUUUGCUACAGUCUGAAGAAUGUAUACAGUAUAAGGACUUGAGCUGUGUUUUCAAACUUUUUACUCAAAUUGUUUUUUGGUAAAGGACUCUGGUCUGAAUGUGCAACUACUGUUUAGCUAUAUUCCCCUGCAGAACUGAACAUAGGCCCUGCUACCUGAUGUUAUGAAUUAUUAAUUGAGUUCAUCUUCUUUUGUUAUAUUAGACCACCUCAUUAACAGCUAGUGUGACAGAAGGUAUUGUACUGUAUAUAUUACAGACUAACAUAGGGAGAACUCUUAUUUAGUGCAAAUAUUUUGUAUAGAUUUGGGCAGAAUUUGGGGAAAUAUUUUCUAAUUAAAGUGAUGUUUUGAAAAAUA